Salarias fasciatus (jewelled blenny) is the source of this 6436-nucleotide messenger RNA. RefSeq names its product endoplasmic reticulum metallopeptidase 1 (gene ermp1). Gene Ontology annotation, molecular function: metalloexopeptidase activity. Gene Ontology annotation, biological process: proteolysis. The coding region runs from base 102 to 2768 and encodes 888 amino acids. The transcript is spliced from 16 exons. The record is from RefSeq and is a predicted model, not a curated record. Lineage: Eukaryota; Metazoa; Chordata; Actinopteri; Blenniiformes; Blenniidae.
CGUAGUUCGGAGCGGUGAAAACGCGAAGCAGCGUCUCUCGCCAGAGUCUCCCCGCUGCUCUUUCUCUUUCAGCCGCUGCCGAUGAGCCGCUGCCUCGGAAAAUGGAGAGCGACACCACGGUCCGGAGAAUAAAGCCGUACGGGACGCAGCCGUACGGGGCCCCGGAGGCGGACGGAGCCCGGGACCGGUGCGGGAACAACGGCUACAGCGGUGACCCGAAGAGGAAGCCCGAAGUGAGGCUGCAGCCGCUGCGGGAAGGGCUGGCAGCCGCGCUGCUGGCGCUCUUCAUCCUGCUGCUGUGGGCUCUGGUUCAUCUGUCGCUGCAGCAGCUCGUCAUCGGGACUCCGACCGGAGAGUUCAACGCGGCCAGGGCCAGACGCCACCUGGAGCGGAUCACCAGCGUGGGCCCCCGCCCGGUGGGCAGCCAGGAGAACGAGGUGCUGACGGUGGGCUACCUGCUGGAGCAGAUCGAGGGCAUCCGGGCGGAGGCGGCGGCGGGCCCCCACCGGCUGACGGUGGACGUGCAGCGCCCCACCGGCACCUUCUCCAUCGACUUCCUGGGAGGCUUCACCAGCUACUACGACCGCGUCACCAACGUGGCCGUGCGGCUGGAGCCCCGGGGCGGCGCCCAGCACCUCAUGCUGGCCAACUGCCACUUCGACACGGUGGCCAACAGUCCAGGUGCCAGUGACGAUGCGGUGAGCUGUGCGGUGAUGCUGGAAGUCCUCCACGCUCUGGCCAACCAGUCCACUCCUCUGCACCACGGCGUCGUCUUCCUCUUCAACGGCGCCGAGGAGAACGUGCUGCAGGGCAGCCACGGCUUCAUCACGCAGCACCCGUGGGCCCAGCAGGUCCGAGCCUUCAUCAACCUGGAGGCCGCCGGCGUCGGGGGGAAGGAGGUGGUGUUCCAGACAGGCCCGGAGAACCCGUGGCUGGUCCAGGCCUACGUCCACGCCGCCAAGCACCCCUUCGCCUCGGUGGUGGGCCAGGAGGUGUUCCAGAGCGGCGUCAUCCCCUCCGACACCGACUUCCGCAUCUACAGGGACUACGGGAACAUCCCGGGGAUCGACCUGGCCUUCAUCGAGAACGGCUUCAUCUACCACACCAAGUACGACACGGCCAACCGGAUCCUGACCGACUCCAUCCAGAGAGCCGGCGACAACAUCCUGGCGGUGCUGAAGCACCUGGUCAUGUCGGAGAAGCUGGCCGACUCCUCCGAGUAUCGCCACGGCAACAUGGUGUUCUUCGACGUGCUGGGCGUGGUGGUGGUGGCGUACCCGGCCCGCGUCGGCACCAUCCUCAACUACCUGGUGGCGGCCGCCACCUUCCUCUACCUGGCCCGGAAGGCGUCCCUGCCCGGGAACGGCGGGGGGCGCUACGUGCGGCAGCUGGCCUGCGCCACGGGCGUGGCGCUGCUCAGCUGGCUGGUCACGCUGCUGUCGGUGCUGAUCGUGGCGCUGCUCGUCACGCUGCUGGGCCGCUCCAUGUUCUGGUACAACCACUUCUACGCCGCCGUCUGCCUGUACGGCGCCGCCGCCGCCGGCAAGAUGCUGCUGGUCCACACGCUGGCCAAAAACCUCUACUACGGCGGCGUGCGCCUGGUGGAGCUGGGCGACCUGUUCCUGGACGUCAGCCUGCUGCUGUGGUGCUGCAGCCUGGUGUGGCUGACCCAGCGGGGGCUGUGCUCCGCCUACGUCCCCAUGCUGAUGGUGUCCUUCCCGCUGGCCGCCCGGCUGCUGCUGGCGCAGGAGUUCAAACACAGAGGCGCGUCGGUGAAGUACAGCGUCCUCUACCUGCUGGGCCUGGCGCCGCCCUACAUCCACUUCAUGUUCCUGAUCUGGGUGGUGUUCGAGAUCUUCACGCCCAUCAUGGGCCGCAGCGGCACCGAGAUCCCGCCCGAGGUGGUGAUGGCCUCCCUGGUCACCCUGGCAACCAUCUUCCUCUCCUCCUUCUUCCUGCACUUCAUCUACCUGGUCCGGAGCACCAAAUGGAUCCUGACCGGCCUCGGCUCCGUCUUCCUCCUCAUGUUCCUGCUGGUGUCCUGCGGACUCUUCUUCCCCUACUCAGGCAGUCCAGACAGCCCGCGGCCCAAGAGGGUCUUCCUGCAGCACACCACCCGGACCUUCCACGGCCUGCAGGGGGAGGUAGAGAGCCGCGACUCGGGGCUCUGGAUCAACAGCUUCGACUUCACAGCCAUCCAGCACAUCACGCCCCACAUCCCAGAGAUCAACGACAGCGUGCGCACGCGCUGCCGCGAGGACCGGCCCUUCUGCGGCUUCCCCUGGUUCCUGCCCGUCAAGUUCCUCAGCAAGAAGAACUGGUACCUCCCUGCUGCCGAGGUGUCUCCCAGCUCCCCAGUGGACUUCAGCCUGCUGUCCAGAGAGGAGACGGCCUGGGGGACGGUCAAGAUGACCUUCAGUGUCAAAGGUCCCAGCCACAUGUCGCUGUACCUGAUGCCUCACCGGGGCUCCAGCCUGUCCUCGUGGUCGUUCGGGGACGGGACGCCCCGGUUCGACCUGAGUGGGGAGUACUUCGUCUUCUACUCUCACGGACUCAACGCCCCCACCUGGACCUUCUGGUUCGAGAUCCGGCCUCCUGCGGAUCCAGACCCGUCCGGUCCAGAGGGGAUGAUCUCCGUCGCCAUCUCCUCCCACUAUUUCUUCGGGGAGAACCGGAGGACUGCUCAGCUGGAGGAAAUCCUCCGCAGGUUUCCCCCCUGGUCUUUCCCCUCGUCCUGGGUCAGCACCUAUGACAUGUACCGGUACUGAGGGGGCGGAGCUUCCCGGGGGAGGGCCCCGGCACCGCUUUCAGGCUCCGCCCACAGGAACAAUACUGAGGACCGGACCUGCUGCCUUUUGUCUCACACACACACACACACACACACACACACACACACACACACACACACACACACACACACACACACACACACACACACACACACACACACACACUGACACUGUCUGAGAGACCCCCCAUCACUGUGCCGGGAGGCGAGCUGACCGGUGGGCUCGAACGGCGGCGAGCCAGAGAAACCAGGGGCUUCUGUUAUUUUCUACUUGAUCUUUUGUGCCUUUGCUUUACUUAACCCCCUCCCCUGAAUGAUGAGCAUCGCAUGGACCCCCUCCCCCUCUGCUCUCUGCAUAUCAAACCACUCAGACCGCCACUGGACCCCCUCUACCCCCCCUCCACCCCCGGCUAACACCACUCUACCACCGAUCUGUCAGGAAACAUCCUGACUGAACAUCUGGAUCAGUCCAGCUGAUCCUCCUUCAACUGGAAGCUUUAACACGUCUCAUCAACAUGCACUAAGUAUCUACAGCAGGGUGUGUGUGUGUGUGUGUGUGUGUGUGCGUGCGUGUGCGUGCGUGCGUGUGUGUGUGUGUGUUCUGUAAAUCUCCAUUACAUUUUGCUCUCCUGCAACAAGAGAUUUUUUUCUUUUUUGCCCAGUUUGAAGACUGGCAGGCAUUUUCAGCCUCAUACCUUUCAGUCUUAAAGUCUUAACAGUGUUCACACGCCUGACAGAGGGCAUCCUGUGAGUCUGGCCUGAGGGCAACAAAAUCUCUGUUUAUAGAAACGUCGUCAAAAAUUGCCUCAUAAAGGAUUUAACAUGUUUUUAUUGAGUGAGCCUGCCAGUCUUUGUAGAGGGCAGUGACACACUGAGAGUGGGAUUUAUCCCUCAGCAGAUGGGACUGGAAAUCCACUCUUCACACCCUCAGUUUUGUCUCUGUCUCCUUCCUGUAGUGUUUUGUUCAAAUUGUUGGGUUUUUGCCCUCGAUCGGGACUUGCAGGCUCAGUUAUAUCUUGAUUCCUGUUAUAAUGUGUGAGCUUUUCAUAGUGUAUUGAAAAGCAGCACACAUCUACAGGACCCAGACCUGUCCUGCCAGUCGAAAAUGAGGGCAGAGAACCCUCAACGGAAGGGAUGAACAUGUUCUGUUGCAGCAGGAGAACAAAAACCUUCCCGAAGUGAUUCAGGAGCACAGCGGCUCUUUUGAGAGGUGGGUUUUUUCACCCUCAGUCUGGGCUUGCAGGCUAUAAACUGUGAGUCCUGACUGAUGGACAGAGGUGGAAGUUAGGACAUUUACAGACAUACAAGUCACAUUCUGCCAGCUCCAUUAACCACCCCCCCCCCCACCCCACCCUGACCCCCGCUGGCCUCGCCGGAGCUGAAGCGGCGUCCGUCCACCCCGUGUCGCGCCCGUCCUGAUCCGUGUUGUCCGUUCGAGGAGUCGCUGGAGAGGAGGCCUUAAAGCAUCGCUUCCAAAGAUGCACAACCUGUUUACUGUGGUGGACACAAACGUCUCAGUGGUCUUAACGCUCUGAAGUGCCACGCCGCACCGCGUUUCUCCAGAGGCGGCGUCCCAUGAUGCUCCUGUUCGGUUCAGCUCCACAUCUUUCAAACAACCACAGGAUAAAAUCUUGAGUUUUUUUUUUUUUUUUUUGGCACUUUUCCAGAAUGUGAAGAAGCUGGAUUGGCGUAGUGGCGAAUCGUCGACGCGUCUCCGUCGUGUUUUCGUUCGCUUCCAAACGCUGCGACAGAUCAGGUGGUUCUGCUUGGAACUGCAGCUGGUUCCGGUUCCACUCUGGGCAGGAUUUGGUCCACGUGCCGCAUGUUGAACACCCCUGAUCUGUAGUCUGAGGGUUGGUGGGAACGCCGUUCCCUGCAUGAUCCUUCAUCUGUGAGAAGAAAUAAUGAAGCAGAGGUGAAGAGUAGAUUAUUUUAUUAGAAAAAAAAUAGAUUAGAGCUGAUUUUAUUUUAACCAGAAGAAUUAAAACCGUAAAAAGCUUUAGUGCAGAAAUGUAACAAUUACACAAAAAUAUAGUAAUAAUUAAACAAAAAAUACACUUUAUCCAGUAAAGAUGUAUCUUAUUAAUGUAAAAACAGUCUUUUUCAAAGUGAAGCAAUAUAUUCCAGAGGAGCGGAUUUAAAGGAGCUGUCUGAUGAGAGAAAAAGACUUUAUUAAUGAUGCAAAUUAAUAUUUUUCUAACUUUUGGUUGAGCUGCGAGACGAUGGUGAGAGAUUAACGGUUUAUUUAUAUCUGCUGUGAAGCGAACGGCCGUGUCGGCCGUGACGGUGAAACGGCUCCUCGCUGCGGGGAGGAAAGCCCACGAGCUAGCAGGAGCUAGCAUCUAGCCGCUAACUCCUGCUAGCAUCCAGACACGUCUUAGUUUCAGUCUGCUCAGCUCAUCAAAUGCUUCUUGGUUCAGUUUUCUCUCCAGGUGGCGCCGUUGCUCAGAAUGCAGAAAGUAUCGACUUUCAGGACACUUUUCCAGGAAACUGCUUCUGUUUCACUGUGACGUGAAGAAUUAAAUCUCCUGAGGAGAACACAGGCUCAGCCGCUAGCUGGCUCCGUGUUGUUGAGAUGUUCUUAGAAGUUUUCUGACAUUUGAAUUUAAUUGAACAAUCAGGAAGUCGUGGACUGACUCACAACACCACCUGGUGGCGACAGGUGGGAUUACAGACUGAUGUUCGGCUAACGGUUUGACUCUGGUGGGUUUCUGUUCUAACCUAGCAUACGUUGGGAAUGGUGUCAGCCGUGGUGGUGUUUGGAUUAACAGACCUAAAAGACAGUUUCAGGAAGAGGCUAACACACUGGAGCUUUUCUCGCAUAAACACACGUCCGUGUUUUGCUUCCUGACUAUAAAAUGAAAGAAAGAGAUGUUAGCAUUGAAGCUAGCAUCAAACAAGGAAAGCGCCAGUCUUAAAGGAAGUUUGUGGAGAAAUUGAAGAGAAGUUUGACUGUUAGCUUUGAGGCUAACUCCUUUACUUGACUGGGCAUAUCUGAAGUACACCAAACGACUCUAAUUCAAUCAAAAGGUUCAGGCUCCAGUGAGACUUUGCUCUCUGGUCUUCAUAACUCUAGAAAAGCUGUGAACGCCGGAGUUCCGACUGCUGCUCUUUCAAGGCGGAGCCAGAGCCUCUGAACCUUCAGGGCCUGGUUCUCCUUCAUCCACCCUCAGACUCCACCUGCUGUGACGGCGCCACCCGGAGGUCACAAACUGCACUGGAAGUUCCCUGAAGGUCGCGCGAGACGAAGCCUCUUCAGGGCUGCAGGUCGACGUCGAUCCCGCUCGUUUUCACCGUAAACUGACUGAUUUGAAUGCACUGAAGAGUGUGUGUGUGUGGUUUUGUUUUCCGGGAGAGAAACACACUGAAACGUCUUAAUGUCGAGGAUGUUCUGUUUGUUCCUGUAUAUUAAAAAUGUCUGUUUUUUGUUGUUUGUCUCCACUGGGCAUCUGGUUCUUGUUCUAUUUAAGAUGUGUGUUGUUCUGGUGACUCGGACGUUUCUGCCUGGACGCUCCGCUCCAGCGGUCUGGGGUUGAUCGGGUGAUCAGGGUAUCGCUGUGUCGGAUUGGCAGGAUGAUUUUACAUUAUGCAAAAAUGCUUGAAUUAAUUUAGGACUUGUACAGAAAUUAAAAUGCUUCUUACAUUCAG